This is a messenger RNA of Camelus dromedarius (Arabian camel), 1665 nucleotides long. RefSeq names its product gamma-glutamylcyclotransferase (gene GGCT). The record is from RefSeq and is a predicted model, not a curated record. Gene Ontology annotation, molecular function: gamma-glutamylcyclotransferase activity. NCBI's taxonomy places the organism in Eukaryota, Metazoa, Chordata, Mammalia, Artiodactyla, Camelidae. The transcript has 5 exons. The coding region runs from base 137 to 703 and encodes 188 amino acids.
AGUCCAAGCAGCGAGCAAAGAGAAGAGGGUGAGCUGACCAAUCAGAGGGGGGCAACUCACAGCGUUGAGUCCUGGCAACCUAUCAGCAAAGUGCUCCCAGCCGACUCACCUGGUCCGUGCAGACGUCCGGUGGGACAUGGCGAACGUGAGCGGCGAGGCCCUCCGGAACCAGGAAGAGGAGAGUUUUCUCUACUUCGCCUACGGCAGCAACCUGCUGACGGAGCGGAUCCACCUUCGAAACCCCUCCGCCGCGUUCUGCUGCGUGGCCUGCCUGCAGGAUUUUAAGCUUGACUUUGGCAAUUCCCAAGGCAAAACAAGUGAAACUUGGCACGGAGGUAUAGCCACCGUUUUUGAAAGUCCUGGUGAUGAAGUAUGGGGAGUCGUAUGGAAAAUGAACAAAAGCAACUUAAGUUCUCUGGAUACGCAAGAAGGGGUUAAAAGUGGAACAUAUGUCCCAAUAGAAGUUAAUGUUUCUACUCAAGAAGGAAAAGAAAUAACCUGUCGAAGUUAUCAGAUGAAAAAUUAUCAGAGCGUUCCUCCAUCACCCCAGUAUAAAAAGGUCAUUUGCAUGGGUGCAAAAGAGAAUGGUUUGCCACUGGAGUAUCAAAAGAAGUUAAAUGCAGUAGAACCAAAUGACUACAAAGGAAAGCUCUCAGAAGAAAUUGAAGACAUGAUCAAAAAGGGGGAAACAAAAACUCACUAAGACAUAAUAGAUAUGCUCAUAUAUUUUUAAACUUUAGAACAGGGACCUGGGAUAUCUCUCUGUUUAAUGCAUUUUUAACAGUGCUCUGAAGGGAGAUCUCACUUGGGCGAAUCCUGUUCUCAGACUAUAAAAAGAAACCGGGUUAGAAGUUAGACCAUUGAAAAGGGGGCCAUGAAGCACGGGAAUGCACGACACGGAGAUGUGAGUACUUCUGUGAACCCUUAAAGUUAUUUUAUUGAGUUGAUCUGACAUGUAUUUUUGCUCUGUGACAAAGGAUAGAUUUGCAGCUUAAUGGUGGUGCUGGUGAAUCACUCUGCUCUGGGAUUUUUUAGUCUGCUUCAUAAGAGCAAGCAAGCUGCAGAGACAGCUGAUAAUAAAAUUUGACAAAUUUAAAAGAUGGCAUACUGUUCUUAGAGGAAUAAAUGUAUUUGUGGUUUAGCCUGUAUUCCCUACUGAAAUACUACAUUUUAUUUUGUUAGAGAGACUCAUAAACGUCACACAUACUGGGUCUGGCCUUGGCCAUGUCCAGUCUAUGCUAGAGGAUUAUCGCCCAAACUGUGGAACCAGACAGCCUAGUAUCGAUCGUCAGUUCCACUACCUUCCAGCUGGGAAGCUUUGGGUUCUUUGACCGUGCCUCAGUCUCCUUGCUUGCAGAUGGAGGCCAGCCCAGAUAACCCAUGUCUUAGGAUUGUUUUAAGGAAUAAAUAUAUGUAAUAAGCUUAGAACAGAGCCUGGGCUAUAGUAAGUAUUAGCAAUCAUUAUUGUUCCUAUUGAAGAAUUUGGUUGGUACAGAGCCAUCCUUGGAACAGGAUUUUAAAGUAGAAGAAUCAAGACGAUGAGGGGAAAGUGUUUCCUGGAAGCUAAAAUUUUAUUUGGCUUAUCAAGAAAUGGUCAUCCUCUUACUUAUUGAAUAAAUGGAAGAAAGAAGAGUCAUGAAUAAAACAACACUGGUUAUCAAAAAA